CCAUGGGGGAUUUGGUAAGUAAGAUUGGCUUCUCGUGCAGGAAGAAGAAGCUCCUCGGUAGAGACCCUAAACGAACAAUCGUCAGACUCGUAAGAGUGACGAAUUUCACGGAAGCAGAGGUGAAGAAAUGGAUGAUAGAGUUUGAGAAGGAUUGUCCGGACGGUUUUCUGCGGGAGGACGAGUUCGUGGCGCACUACAGCGGCUUCUUCUCGGCGGGGAACCAGCGGCGGAAGGAGGCGCUAGCCAGGCAGAUCUUCCGCACAUUCGACAAAGAUGCCAGCGGGUGUGUGGACUUCUGGGAGUUUAUGUGCGGGAUGAGCGCCCUGCUGCGCGGUACCACGGUGGAGAAGUUGAAAUGGGCCUUCAGUAUGUACGACCUGGAUGGGAACGGCUACAUCUGCACCACUGAGCUUCUCAAUGUUCUAAAGCUGAUGCACGAGCUACAUUACCCGAGUGCUACAGAGGAAGAGCUGGAAAAGGCGCAGGUCCCAUUGGAAAAGGUGCGGGACCGUGUGUUCAGAGAGCUGGACCGGGACGGGGACGGGCGGCUGGAGCUGCGGGAGUUUGUGGAAGGCGUGAGGAAGAACCCCGCCUUACUCAAGAUGGUAGAGGAGGGCGGCGACGAGCACUGCACGGUGGAGAGACUGAAAUAGAAUAUUGUUAUACGCGUUGCCAAAUUCAAACAAGGCUGUGCUACCUUUUGUGCUAUCGUUACUCCCUUGGCUGCUGCCUUCUUAGCUUUAUUCCGCUCCCCAAAAUCAGCUACCCCGUGGGUAAGGAAAUUUUUUUGGAUGGAAGGCGUUCAGCACCAAGGACAGUGAACGUAUAACUAUUGCGGAUUUUGGGGAGCGGACUAAAUCAAACAAGGCUGGGCUCUAGACUAUUCUCGGUAUUCUGCAUUUAGUC
This is a messenger RNA of Branchiostoma belcheri (Belcher's lancelet), 906 nucleotides long. RefSeq names its product neurocalcin homolog. The transcript has 5 exons. The coding region runs from base 3 to 653 and encodes 216 amino acids. Gene Ontology annotation, molecular function: calcium ion binding. The record is from RefSeq and is a predicted model, not a curated record. NCBI's taxonomy places the organism in Eukaryota, Metazoa, Chordata, Leptocardii, Amphioxiformes, Branchiostomatidae.